Aureobasidium namibiae CBS 147.97 is the source of this 1770-nucleotide messenger RNA. Its product is annotated as YccV-like-domain-containing protein. Gene Ontology annotation, molecular function: DNA binding; protein binding. Bases 1 to 1770 code for a protein of 589 amino acids. The transcript has 2 exons. The record is from RefSeq and is a predicted model, not a curated record. NCBI's taxonomy places the organism in Eukaryota, Fungi, Ascomycota, Dothideomycetes, Dothideales, Saccotheciaceae.
AUGGCCACCACAUCGUUACUUGAUCUGCCCGACGAACUGAUUCACAACAUCUUUCUCCACCUGAACGCAUCAUCGGCCACCAGCUUCGGACAAAGCUCGAAACGACUAUACAAGAUCUCGAACACCGCUUCGCUAUGGCGUCGCUGGUGCCGCGAGGGCUGGAACUACUGGGAAGAGCAACAAGGUAGACCCCUGCCGGAUUACAAUGUCCAUUCGCAAACAGAGUGGAAGCGCGCAUACGCCGACAAGGUCACGCAAGAUAAAGAGGUCCUGGCUAUCUUCAACAACCUUCUGAGCGGCCAGCAAAACCGAAUGGCGCGCAUGCACGAGAUUGUCGAGCACUACUCAUACGAUGCUAAAGAUGUGCUGCUGGCUCAACUACAAACGCCGGACGACGCUGAGGAUGUUCUUGCCCGCCGCUACUGGAGUGGCGUUGUUCUCGAGCUACUACAUCGCUUCAAGGCUGUAAAGAUCUGGGAUUAUAUGCAGUGGCAGGACUAUCCGCCGCUUGAAGAAGCUCUGGGCGCUUUCGAUCUGUUCAUCCAAGGCAGCAGUAGCGACUUUGAGCUGUCUAUUUUGAAGCAAGAGUUGGACGACAUUGCACAUGCCAUCGAGUCCUCGGACCCGGACUGGCGCGACAAGAUCCACACAGAGAAAGCAGUCGCUAUCUCAAAGUAUCUGAGAGAGCACCAGCUUGUGGGCUGCUCACCAGAAGCAUUCAGUCUCAUGCGAUACCGUUUCAUCACACACGUCCUGACACAUCCUACCGACAAAUCUUCUAUACCCAUGCAGUCGGUAGUCAUCUUCUGCUGCGUAGCAACACGGCUUGGUCUCAAAGCCUGGCCCUGCAACUUCCCGGGCAAGAUUCACGCUGUACUCGAACCGCCGUACGGACCCUCGAUCAAGAACACUCGCGCCACUCACAAAAUUCCCGAUGGUGUCGUAUGGAUGAACCCUUCUGAUAAUGACGAGAUUAUAACCGAACAAGCCAUGCGAGACAUGCUCAAUCAGAUGCCACACUACAACACUCCAGAGAGUCAAUAUUCAUGCUUGACGCGAGCCCAUACUCGAGCUUUGGUACUGAGAACCGGUGUUAACAUUAUCGGCUCCAUGCAAUUCCACAGGCCAUCGCCGGGCUGGGAAACUCCUAAUAUCGCUUUCUGUGCUCUAUGGAGUCUGAUUUCCAUGAGUCAGGUCGACGCCCGAAAGAAUCGUGAGCUUUUCGACCGUCAUCAACAUUGGCUUAGCCAGAUCGUGAACUGGUUCGAAGGCUAUGUUCAGGAUGGACUUUGGCUUGACGAUGCUGUGCUCUUCGAGCGUUAUGUUUUGCCUAUGAUAGAAGGAGUGGAAGCAAAAGCUCGACUAGCGCAGAUUCUGGAACAGAUCCAUGUCGCAGACUCCAACGCGAAUCCAAUCACUCCGCGUGACGGACGCACACAACUAGUCAAGUACAAGGUAGGACAAAUAUUCAGGCAUGUCCGCUACGGCUAUGUGGGGGCAAUCAUUGGAUGGGACCCUAGCUGCCAGGCUGGCGAGUUCUGGAUUCAAAGCAUGCGAGUAGAAGACCUUCCGCGCGGCCGCGAACAGAGCUUCUACCACAUAAUAUGCGAAGAUGAGUCCCUUCGCUACGUAGCAGAGGAGAACAUUAUGGUACUUGAGGAAGAACCGUCCGCACAACUACUAAAACUCGCUGGUCGCUACUUCAAACGUUGGGAUCAAGAGAACAAAGUUUUCGUCAGCAACAUCAAGGACGAGUAUCCUGACGAUUGA